UGGCUGAAGCUGAGGCGGCGACUGCGGCGGUGUGCGCUCUCCGCAGGGCUGCUGUUCAGCGGCUUCGGGGGUCAGGGGGGUGGGGAGUGGUUUUUGGUGGGGAAGCCGCUAGGCAGAGCCCCACCCCCCUCUUUUCCAACGGUCAGAGGCGCCGUUCGCGGCGUUGUGGAACCGUUUCGAACGCGGCCUCCGGCGUCCUCAGUAAAACCGUUUGGCUUGGGGGCCGCGGAGUUCGCUGCGCCGCCAAACCGGGAAGACCGUUGGCGCCCUCGCUUUGCGCGGCGGGCGGGGAGCGCUCUGUAAACUGAAUUGAGAGGAUCUGAGGAAGGUUGGAGGCUGCCGCAGCCCGUGCCGCUCCCCACGCAGGAGCCGCCCGGACUGGCGGGGCGUCGGGGUUUUCUCAGCUCUAACCGAUCUUUCUUCACAGCUUCAUGGAGCCAGAGAGGGAGAGGACUGGGAGGGCCCCCAAGAGGGGCAAGAAGAGGAGGCGCGUCGCGAACCAGCUGGUCGGGGCGGCUGAGGCGAUGAGAGCCCGGUGGGAUCUUGAGGAGAGACAGCAGCCCGAGGCCAAGAAAGCUCGCUUAUCUACCAUUUUAUUUGCUGAAAACUGUGAAAUAACCCAUGGCCAGCUAUGUGAAUUGCUGAAGUAUGCAGUUCUAGGCAAAUCCAGUGUUCCUAAACCCAGCUGGUGCCAGCUUUUUCACCAAAACCACCUGAACAACGUGGUGGUUUUUAUACUGCAGGGGAUGAGUCAGCUACAUUUUUACAGGUUCUAUUUGGAAUUUGGAUUUCUCCGAAAGGCAUUCAGACAUAAAUUCCGCUUGCCUCCCCCAUCAUCUGAUUUCCUAGCUGAUAUCAUUGGGCUGCAAAGGAAAAAGAAAAUUGGGGAUCUGUCCAAAACAAUGGAAGGGUCUUUACCUUCUGUGAGCUCAAAAGUCAGCAUCAGCCCACAGAAUGACCCCAUCAUUCAAAAGUAUGGCUCUAAGAAAGUGGGCUUGACCAGAUGCCUUCUUACAAAGGAGGAAAUGAAAGCGUACCACUUUCCAUUACAAGGUUUUCCUGACUGUGAGAACUUUGUUCCUACCAAAUGUAAUGGUUCUAUAACAGACAAUAGUCCUCUCUUUGGGCUUGAUUGUGAAAUGUGCCUCACAUCCAAGGGGAGAGAACUAACACGCAUCUCACUGGUUGCUGAAGGAGGCUGCUGUGUUAUGGAUGAACUUGUUAAACCUGAUAACAAGAUUGUAGACUACCUCACCAGUUUCUCAGGAAUCACAAAGAAGAUUCUUAACCCAGUGACAACAAAGCUCAAAGAUGUACAGAGACAGUUAAAAGCAUUACUUCCUCCUGAUGCUGUGUUAGUGGGUCACUCCUUAGACUUAGAUCUCAGAGCACUGAAAAUGAUACAUCCGUAUGUUAUUGAUACAUCAUUGCUUUAUGUCAGAGAGCAGGGCAGAAGAUUUAAGCUCAAAUUCUUAGCCAAAACUAUUUUGGGGAAGGAUAUACAGUGUCCAGAUAGGCUUGGUCAUGAUGCCAUAGAAGAUGCUAGAACAACCCUUGAAUUGGCCCGGUAUUUCCUCAAGUAUGGCCCAAAGAAGAUUGCAGAACUAAAUCUGGAAACAGUAGCUAGUCACCAGGAACUACAAGCAGCAGGCCAAGAGCCAAGAAAUACGGCAGAAGUAGUUCAGCAACUAAAUGCGGGUGUUUUAGAAUGCUUGGACUCAUUGGGCCAGAAGCUCCUUUUCUUGACCCGGGAGGCAGAUGCUAGUGAACUUUCAUCUUCUAAAACCUGUCAAACUAUUAAGUGCCUUUCAAAUAAAGAGGUUCUUGAGCAGGCUAGAGUGGAAAUACCCCUGUUUCCCUUCAGCAUCGUGCAGUUCUCUUUUGAACCCUUUUCACCCAACCUCACUGAGGAGAUGAACAAAAGGAUGCUAAUCAAGUGGACAGAGAUGUCAACUGUCUAUGCUGGGCCAUUUAGCAAAAAUUGUAACCUGAGAGCUCUGAAGAAGCUGUUUAAGAGUUUUGGUCCAGUCCGGUCGAUGACUCUUGUUCUUGAAACCCAUCAGCCACAUCUCUGUAUACAAUAUGAAGUCCUGGAAGCUGCUCAGCUGGCCAUAGAAUCUUUGGAUGGCAUCCUGGUAGAAGGUGCCUGCAUCAAGGUGCAGAGGCCUGUGACAGAGCUUACCCUUGAUUGUGACACCCUUGUGAAUGAGUUAGAACAUGAUUCUGAGAACCGAGGUACUAUAUACCUGUCUGGAGUGAGGGAAACUUUCAAAGAACACCUGUUGCAGCGGUCCAGCCUCUUCCUGGGCCUGGAAGCUGUGAUCCUGCCUAAAGAUCUUAAAAGUGGAAAGCAGAAAAAAUACUGUUUCUUGAGAUUCAAAACUUUUGGCAGGGCCCAGAGAGCCCUCGACAUCCUCACAGGCAAGGACUGGAAGCUGAAAGGCAGGCACGCCCUAACCCCCAGGCAUCUCCAAGCAUGGCUCAGGGGCUUACCUCUGGAAUCAAGAAGGCCCCCAGGGCUUCGUGUCAUACCUCCCCCCUCGGAGCAGGAGGCCUUGCAGAUGUUGAAGGUGGACCAUCCAAAGAUAGCAGCCUGGCGCUGGGGCCGAAAGAUAGGAAAGCUCUACCACAGCUUGUGCCCAGGCACCCUUUGCCUCAUCCUGCUGCCAGGAACCAAGAGCUCUGUAUUGUGAUAUACUAGCAAUUUCAGCACCACCCCAGGUAAAUAUUGUCGGCCUAUGGAGUCCUCAGCAGCAUGGAUUACAAAAUACUAUUUAAAAGUUAGAUGCUCUGCUGCUGACUGCAUUGCUGCCAUAUUCCACUAGGACUUUCUCAGCACCCCUGAGGUAAGAAGAAAAUCAGGAUUGGAAUGUUACAUAGGAAGAAUGUUAUACCCACAAAAGACCAUUACAGCUUUCAUAGGUCAGGACAUCCUUGGAAGGAAAGGAAGUGGAAGAGGUUAGGAGGCUAACUCCCUUGCCUUAACUUCCCAGGCAGACUAACGCUUUUGGAUCUAGGUCAGAAUUGAGAGCUAGAGAAUGAUUUGCAGAGCUAACGGAAGCUAUGUGCUUUGGCAACUGAUUUGAGAGGAAGGAAGAAGCCAGUACUGAGGUGAUUCUACUAUACUCUGGGCCCUCAGCACCACCUUCAGUGUACCAUUCAUGCUUAACGACAACAAGAAGUCCAUUCCACACACAUACAGUGAAGCUUAGCUGGUAUUAGUAUGAGUUAGUUGCUUAUCCCUCAUCUAAUCAAAAAUUGGAUUUUAGCCAUACAGCACCAUGACACUUCGAAUAGCUCCAUGCUCUAGAUAUAAGCACCCAAAUCACCCCCACCUCUAUUUGUAAGGCCCUGGCUGGGCUCAAAAACUCAGGCCAAAGCAGAUACAAGCCCGAGAGUCACCUGGAAAAAUAAGUACAUGUUUUGGAUGAAUACUUUUUAAGUGAAAAAGUCUCCCCCUAAAUUUCCUUCCAUCUUCCAUCUGAUGCUGACCUUGGUAAUAAAAAAAUUCCAGUUUUCUGAAGAAAGCUUAUAAUCUAGAAAGAGGAGGUAGUCAUGAUUCCUAAGCCCUUUCCAAAUGAAAAGAAAAAACACAUCUAAUGCCACCACUGUACUUAAUUUUUUUAAAGAGAUACCAACAUGAGGCUGGGAAUCUUUGAGAAGGCCAUUAGGUCCUCCAUCAAAGAAGUGACUAAGAUGGCUGGUCAACAGCUUUCCCAAAUAUAAACAGUAACUAGACAGAAAAUGGCAAUUAAAGGAAGUUAUGGGUCAUAAGUGGUCUACCACAAUCAGACUUUAGAAUUUAAGAUCCAGUUGGAGUCAUCAGGGAUCAUGUUAAUCUAAGCUCCCCCAUCCUCCCAAUUUAGCAGAGGGAAGUUGAGCCCCCAGGAGGAGCAGCCUCCUUUCUUUUCUCUAUCACUCUGGAUUCCCUGCAUUACUUACCUAACAGCCUUUUGGAAACCUUAUAUUUACGUGUUUUAAAGAUUAUGGAUGUUCUUUUAAAUCCUAACAUUGAUAGAAAUAACAGCCUCUUGAUUUUACAGAUGACUAAAAGGAACUCAGAAUUUCACUAGUUUGCCAAAGGCCACAGAGCAGUGGCACUUGAUGGUUUCACUUUGUCUCCUUUGCCGUAAUCACUGCCAACCUAGUAGAUAUAGGAGCUAUCGGUUUAGCACAGUGUUCUAAUUCAUUUUUUAUUCUUCAUGGGAAUCCACAUCAGUUGCUAAGGUGAGACUAGGUAGUGACUCUGUGAGGACUCAUUUGCUUUUUACCUAAAUGUAUGGGCCUCCAAAAGCCAUUAAGUUUGGUGACUGGGAGGUCAACAUCCAUGUCUGUAGUCUAAGGAUCUUGUACUAUCUGGAUUAUUUUCCAGAACAGAGAAUUUGCAAUCCAGUAUGUUGGAAGAGGCACCCAGUGGGUAAAUCUCACCCCAAAAUGAAGUCAUUUUUUUGUUUGGGGCUUGGUUUUGGUUUUUGUUUUUUGCAGAAUUGUCAAUAGUCAAGUAAACAAAUUUAUUAGGUCCAACAGCAGGUUACCUUCCAAAUAAAAAAACAUCAAAAAAUGUAGACAACGACAAAAAUGUAUAUAACCAGUUAAUAAAAAUAUCCAAGGGGCCAUUUGGAGAGUGCAACAGUGCAGAGAAUACAAAGUAUUGACUUUUGUCAACAAGUUUGUACAACUUCAAGGAGCACACUGGUCACAAACCAAGAGGAAUCCACAAACGUGGAGGGUCACUCAUCACCUCAACGAGUUAAGGCAGGGUAUCUGUAGGACCAAUUUCUCCAAGCCCCAUUUGCCUAUUGCUUCAAAUUCUCCCUUUGAAACCUAGAAUCAUUCAUUAGUGCAACAGGUAUGAGCAGUUAAUCACAGACUUGGGGCUGGGACCAGGAACAGAGGGAAGACUCUUCUCCCAGAAUAAAUGUUUUUUUUGGGGGAAAAAAACAGCAGCUGCUGAGUGGCUUCCUUUGGCAAUAUCCAAGAUUUGUGUCCGGAGGUGGGUGGUGGAAGUGCAGGCUGGCUCAGUUUCCAAGCAGAGGACAGGGAGGAUAUCAUGCCCCAGCACCUGAGUCAGAAGCAGGAUCUGAUGGUUACUCAAAGCUAUUUGAACCAACCUUGUUUCUGCAACCAGUACUCAAUUUUGUCUUUCAGUGAAGAAAAAUACCUGUAGAUCCUCGCUGUGAUGUAACGCCAAAUGAGGUUAACCUGGGUGUAUGCUAUAAUUACAGCUUAGCAAAGGAAUAAACUCUCGAGGGGGAUUGGGUGGGAACCUUUAUAUAAUUGAGAAAACAGACUGUGGGCUAAGGAAGAUCAGUGUCACAGGUUCUCAAAUGAGUCCCCAUUAACACUUUAAUAACACUUUAAUGGCCUUUUCAGUCCACUUUGUUUAAACAAACUGCUGGAGUCCCCCAAGGAAGAGCUUUGUCGAGCUUUGUCAGUUAAAGAUGUCCAGGUCAUCAUUAACCAAACGUUAAGACACAAGAAAAAUGGCAAAGCAGGUGAUUACAGCAAGAAAACGUAGCAGCAGCUUCCUUCCAGCCCUUAUAAUUGUUGUAUAAUUGGGUCUACCUUUGAGCUUCAGGGCACUGAAGACUGUCUUAAAUGUGGCAAACCAAACACAGUACUAAAUACAGAUUUUCUCUUUUGUUUUUUAAACUUUUAUACCAAGUCCUUAUCCUAGCGAUUUUCCACCACUGUUUUAUACAAUUUGGCAUAAUAUAGGAAGCCAUCACAUUAACCCUACAGGCUCCAGCCUGAGGACUGAAUUUUGGCAUCAGUCCCUAAAGACCAAAUAAUAGUGUGUGGCUUAAUCCUUUCUUCCUUUCCUGGGUGAGUUUGUGCCUUUGUUAGGGAAGUUUAAUAUUGAAAACACUGUCUUGUACGUUUUCAGUUGGAUUUCCUUGUGCCUGUGGCCUUUGUUGAAAUUUGGAUCUCUACCCAGCUCUAGCUUUUCCUUCUAAUCAGAAGGGUAGAAAUGGGAUCUUGGACCCAGCUCACAUAUGGGCACAUCUGGCAGAACUGCUGAGGCAACUAGUUGAAGCAUAGCAAAAUGUCAUUACAGGAGGUGGGGUUAAGAAUGACACAUUCAAAUUUGGCAGGGAUGGGGAAAGAGCAAUUCAGUGAAGCAACUUAAUCUCAUAUAGCUUUCUAAUCAAUUGCUAAAGAAAUAUCACACACAGUCACUUGCCAAAAACAAGCAAUUUCCCAACAUACCCAGUUCGUUGUAGUCACUCAGAUAUCUGCAUAUUUUCAAAAUAGCAUCCACAUCCUUCCUGUCUCCACACCACGACACCACUCUGGUGUCCUGUUAAAGUGAAGAGUGCACUGGCUUACCUGAGGGGCAUGCAUUGACCUCCACACAAUUACUGCUCAUUAAGCAGUAAAGCUACUUCUAGGCAAAGAGGAACAGGGACCUUUCAUUUCCCAGAAGUGUAAAUGCAAACUUUACAUACGUUCUCUACCUUGGAUCUCUCUGCAGCAAAACUGCUUUUCCUAUUGUCAAGAAAAAAGUCAGGCAUUGGCCCAGGCUACUGCAGAAGCUUGAAUUCCUUGCAUCAAGGACACAUACCUGGAAGGAGACUUAAGUCCCUCCCUGACCAUUCUCUUUUCUGGCUUCUCAUUUGCACAUUUUUGUAACAUAUGUAUCAUUAAAAUACAACCAAAAGUAAAUUUAAAUGGCUCUUUUGUGAGGGGUGGGAAGCUGAAUAGUUGAAUUAAAAAAAUCCACACUUUAUAGCAUACUUAAUGAAUGGCAUGCCUUCUUGUAGGCUGAGGAAGUCUACCUCUUUUGGGCCCUACUUGCCAUACACCUUUUUUUUUUUCUUUUUUUUGGGGGGUCUUUUUAGGGCUGCGCUCACAGCAUAUGAAGUUUCUAGGCUAGGGGUCGAAUGGGAGCUGUAGCUGCUGCCUACACCACGCCACAGCAAUGCAGGAUCCGAGCCUCUGACACCUACACCACAAGCUCACAGCAUCACUGGGUCCUCUAGCCCAUUGUGCAAGGCCAGGGAUCAAACCCAUGUCCUCAUGGAUACUAGCUGAGUUCGUUACUGCUGAGCCACAACAGGAACUCCCAUAUACCCUUCUGAUCUGAGACAGAAAAUCCUUAGCUGGCUAGGAGCAGCCUACCUUUACCCUUAUUCAACCUCUACCCAAUCGAGAAUCGGAAAAACUGGGUGAGAAGGUGGUCUUGUUAACACCUCAGUCUAGGGACCCCGACUACAGCUGAGCCCACAGAAUCUGCUGGGACACCCAGAAACUUUUAUACAAGGAUCUUGUGUGUUAGCAUCUGGACUGGGGCCCUGUUCAGCUUUCCAGCAGUAUUGCUAACCUAUUAUAGCUGACUUUAAGUGAUUUUAAGUUUCCCAUCCAUCCUGUAGAAGGGGCAACUGUUAGGAUUUAAAAAAAAAAAAAGAAAAACUUCAAGUAUGUACUCUAUGUCAGUGCCAAUUUUAGAAAAACUGUAGAAACUCCUUAAAUCAUCUUUGUAAAGAUGGGAGCCCAGAGCCAUAGGCUACUAAUAAAAGAAAAUAAGCAAUUCCUGCCCAGGCUGAGAAACAUGCCUGGAGAUGGGGGUCCAAAUGUUUAAUAAAUUCUCAUUACCCCAAGAAUAUAAAUAUUUUUAUAAGUUUUUAUUUAAAAGAUUCUCUUUUCAGUCUGUUCCAAAGUGUUGGAAGCUGAACUGUACAAGUUCCUCCCACCCACCCCUCCAGUACAGUUUCAUGACUUUUUUUUUUUUAAGUGUAAAAAUAACAAGAGGACCCUCUACUGAAACAAGGGAGGACCAGUCAGCUCCUGUGUGGCAGUUUGGCCAAAGCUGGCCUUACGGAGCGAGCACUAGGGAACUGAGACUCCCUCUUGUGAGGAAAGGGCUGAGAAAUUUCAUCUUCAGUGAAAACAGUCCAAAUUCAGAUUCAAAACCUCCUUUAUGAUGUUCCCUGGCACUCUUCUUAUACUUUUUUAUAUUGAAGGCAGCUCCCUUUUAUAGCCAGUUUUAGCAGGCAAAGAAAAAAAAAUAGAUACAUAUAUGUGUAUAUAUAUAUAUUUUAUAUAGGUAAAAUAUAUACAUAUCUUAUAUAUGUAUAUAUACAUAUUUGGGGGCAGGGAAAGGAGAGGAGAGUCAUGUAAACCUAAACAGUCAUCACAUACCCCAAAUGAGCCUGACAGUAACAAAGAAGAUAAUAAAUAACUUCUGGGGGUUAAGUGACAACAUGGGUGCAGCAAGAAGGGAAAGGGCACACAUUUAACUAUUAAAUACAUUUCUAUAUUUGUUUGGCAGAGUUCAGGCCAGCCCCAGGCUUCUGCACUUGCCAGACAAGUAAGCUGAUGAUACUCAAAAAAAUUAAAAAAAAAAAUUCAAGCAGAGCUCCAUACCACAGUUUUCCUUCAAGUCAGUUGGCCGGCAGGCACAGUUUGCCAACCACCAGGAACAGAAACUUUGGCUCCAAGGCAAAUGAAAAAAAAAAAAAAAAAAAAAAAAGUAUUUCCACUUA
Sus scrofa (pig) is the source of this 8486-nucleotide messenger RNA. The record is from RefSeq and is a predicted model, not a curated record. NCBI's taxonomy places the organism in Eukaryota, Metazoa, Chordata, Mammalia, Artiodactyla, Suidae.